UAGAUUAACAUGGGAUUAUUAUGCAUGGCUGGGUUUUAAUAGUUACGUAAAACCCAGCACUAAAUCCUGAAUGAUUUGCUGGGAUUAGAUCCAUUUGUGUGUUUUUGCAGGGAGAGGGAGGAGAUUGUAGUGGAGGUGGGUGGAGAAAUGUUUGCAGCGAGCCAAUCGGAGCCAGAUAAUCUGACAGUGCUCCCUGCUGAGAUGGAAAGUCAAGGGAAUGAAAAAUGAUUGCAAACCAACUCAAAAAUAUGCAGAGCUCAGACAGACGGAUAAAGCAGGGAAAGAGAAAUUUGGUGAAUAAUUUGCAUAGAAGAAAACUGUUGCCGUGAUGAAAGGAAUGUAAGAGGAAGAGUAAACUUUGGCUGGCUAAGUGUCGGCUGGCUCUUCUCCCUUCUGAUGCCAUCACUGGAUGUCUGCCGUCACAGCUCAGUAUGUGUGUAGACUCCACCAGAUGUCUGAGAAUAUUAAUUCAGUAAACUGUUGCACCAAGUCAGUCAGAAGUUGGCCUGUUUUACUGCGGUGGAGUUUCGGUCGCGUUUUGGAAACCUUUGGGAUCAUCUUGACUUUUAUGGUUUCCGCGAAGAAGAAAUAUUUUCCCUGAGAAGACUGGAAUCAAUUCUGACAAAAGACAACUAGUGGAUUGUGCUUUUUAUCUGCUUAUAAAGUCAUAUUAAAGAGGAAGUUGAUCCUUUUUGGCAAAGCACUCUGUUCCUGAUGGAUGACCAUAUUUAUUUCUUGACUGAGAAAGUCUUCUUCUCAGUCCGUUUUUGAACCACAAACUUACCUUUGAGCCAGGAUCUUCCUUGGUGUCUCCAUCUGAGCUUGUUCUCACCGCGUUGCUCAUGCCCAGUCAGCUGCUACCAUGAUGUUCUGCACCACCUUCCUGUCUGCGCCCUCUGAUGAACUUAAUUGUGACGACAAUGGAGGAGGAGGAGGAGGAGCAGCAGUAGGAGGUGGAGGUUUGAGCCCAGGGAGCUGCCUGUCCACUUUACACUGCCUGGUGCUCCCUCAGGACGAACUGUACCCAUCGUUCCCCGACCCGCCUUCUCGGCUCUCCAUGUCCCCGAAAGAGCCAGCUCACAACUUGGUCAACAAAAUGCUCCUCGGUGUCAGUAUGAGCGCCUGCAGGGAAAGGGAUGGUGGGUGUAUUUGGGACAGGGUGAGAAGGCGACGCUCGCGGUCCGCCUCGCCCUCACCCAGCAAAACACCCUGUAGUCCCUGUAGUGAGAGAGUUAAAGGCCCGACGUUGCCCAUGGCCACCGUCGACAUCAAAAACCCAGAGAUCAGCAAUGUUCAGCGUUACCAUAACAACUCUCAGGUGAACAACAUUGUGCACUCGUCCUUCCAGAAGAGGGAGAAAAAGGGCAAAGUGAAGAAGAAGAGGUUGACCAAGGCAGACAUCGGCACACCAAGCAACUUCCAGCACAUCGGGCAUGUAGGAUGGGAUCCAAAUACAGGUUUUGAUCUAAAUAACUUGGACCCAGAGCUGAAGAAUCUGUUUGAUAUGUGCGGCAUCUCCGAGGCUCAGCUGAAGGACAAGGAGACCUCAAAGGUUAUCUACGACUUCAUUGAGAAGAAAGGAGGCGUAGAAGCUGUCAAAAAUGAGCUACGGAGACAAGCUCCCCCGCCCCCUCCAUCCAGAGGCGGCCCUCCUCCCCCUCCCCCACCUCCACACCACACCUCAGCACCCCCUCCCCCUCCGCCUGCCAGAGGGCGAGGUGCCCCGCCACCACCGCCCCCCUCCAGAGCACCCGUCUCUGCGCCCCCUCCUCCACCUCCAUCUCGACCGGGCAUGUCCGCUCCUCCGCCUCCCCCGCCUCCCAGCCGAGGCUCUCUCCCGCCUCCCCCUCCACCUGCCCAUGCCUCCAUUCAUGCGGCGCCUCCCCCACCACCUCAUCCCUCAUCCUCUACUCCAUACAGUACCGGCGCACCGCCUCCCCCCCCUCCUCCACCUCCGCCCCCUGGCCCUCCACCCCCUGCCCCUCCGCUGCUCAGCGAGGCUGAUGUGGACACCGGUCUGCCCUCAACCGGCAAGCCGGCACUGCUGAGUCAGAUCAGAGAAGGCACCCAGCUGAAGAAGGUGGAACAGAAAGAGAGGCCGGUGUCCAACAACACCGGCAGAGACGCACUUCUGGACCAAAUCCGACAAGGAAUCCAACUCAAAGCGAGGGACGACAACACCGACUCAGCCCCUUCCACCCCGGCUCCCUCGGCGGGCAUCGUCGGGGCCCUGAUGGAGGUGAUGCAGAAACGGAGCAAGGCUAUUCACUCUUCAGAUGAGGACGAUGACGAUGAAGACGAGGAGGACUUUGAGGAUGAUGACGAAUGGGAGGACUAGCGACAUUUUGUGUCUUUUUCUUCUUUUUUCUCUCUCUCCAACCUGUGGAUGAUCAUGACACUAAAAUUGUUUCUAAAAUGAAAUCUUUAAUUUCAAAAUUCUAAAUGUAAAUGUUCUAUCAGUUCGCUGUAUAUUUUUGUUGCCUUCAUGCUUUUUUUUUUUUUUAUUAAUCUGUGCAAUACCUCAUUUAAUCUGUAAAUGUUAGUCAUUCUCACUAUCUUAGGUUGUUGUAUCUUCAUCUCUAAAUCACGUCUGUCUCUGUUCCGUUGGCUCCAUCUCUGAUAUGUGGCAUAUCUCAUUUUAACCGUGUUCUACUCCCUCCAUCUUUCUGCAUCUCUUUCUACUCCCACGUCAACAACUCUUCGAUGUUCAUCACCUCCAUCUGUCACUCGGCCAUCCUUCAUAUCUAGUGCCUCCCAUCACACAUGUUCCCUCCCUGUCACUCUCACGCACCCAGUCCCGAGAUUAACGUGCAAUUAGAUUUGAAUGUUUUGUUUUCUUUUGGUCAUUGUUUAAAGGGUGGGCUUUGCAGGUCCUCCAUCAGUUGUGUCUUCAUUGUUCGUCGGGGUGGGGGGGGGAUUGAAAUAUUUUCAUACCCUAUUGCUCUCUAGUUUAUUUUUACUUAUUCAAAUGAUCCUAGUUUAGCGCUCAUAUUUUCUUAAAACAAAGAGAGAAAACCAGGAAAAACAAGGAAUAUUUAGCUUAAUUUGCUGUCGACUGUAAAUUUGCUCCAGAGUUUUGAGUCUUGUUAUAUUUUUGCACAUAUUGAAAGAGGAGACUCAUUGCAUGUAUACAGGACAUUUUCAGAUCUGUAUCAUUGUGGAACAUACAUAUGCUUUAAAUAAUAAGGCGCUCGAACAUUAAGCAUUUUUUACCGUUUACCCAUGACACUACAUACAGUAUACGCAUGGAGGUAGUAACCCACAGUGUUAUGGCGGGCUAGCUGCUGUGAAUUCUUCUUUUUUUGUCACUGUCACACUACAGAUUCAGUUGAAUUUUUUUUUUAUAUUGUUAUUUUUACAAUAGCAAGCAGAGUAUUAAUAAAUGCCUGUUUGUUUGAAUCAGGUUAUUCAUCAUGUAACGCUUGAGGAAUAAAGACAUUUUAGUUUUACACACCUGAUGCUUUUAAUGGGUCCAUAUGCUAAGUUCCUGUACAGAAACAGCUGGACAGAAGUAGUGUUUAUCCUGUUGUAGUCACCAAGCGCUGACACAAUUUCAUGGCCAGUAUCAAUAUUUUCUUGAACAACUAGUAAAUUAUGAGGUAAUAUAGGAAUCUCUAAUAAAAUAAAAAAACGACAGUGGUCAAUCAUUCCAGGCAUUCCUUCAUCUGCAAUGUAUUUCAUCCUAACCAAGUAAUAUGUACCAAUAAUUCUGGCUUUGUGUAUAUUUAAAGGACAAUCCUUAACAAUUUUUAAAAAAGGAUUUGAAAAUAAGAUUUCUGAUAAGACAACCGACUUGUCUAUGUGGUAAAACCAUCUAGUCUGGCUUAAAACAAAGUACAAAUUUGAAAACAUAACCUAUAUGUAGCUGUUAUUUCAGCAAUCACUCUGUACUUUGCUAAGCGGCCAGAGUACAUGUGGCUCUCUUCAAAGCAAAGAUAGCUACUGCAGAUACAAGUGACAGUUAUGGAAAAAUGCUGAAACCAUACUAUAACAGUACUACAAAUUGGGGGGGGGGAUUAAGCAAUAUCUAUCUAAAGUUAGCUAACAUUAGCCAGCAUAUCCUAAAUGGUCAUCCCAAACCAAAAAAGGCCGUAGCAGCAAAUCCUUUUGAGUGCAUUUUAUUGCGAAUGACCUUUAACUUUUCAUUUGGAAUAGGAAAAUGUGUAAAUUGCUCUUUCAGAAGUGCUAGUCUAACUUUAAGUCUUCGUAUUGACGGGCACCAGAGCUGCUAACCCCUUUUUCAACCCCUUUUUCCUUUUAAGAGUCAAACAUUUGACCUUUCAGGAUUUCUCUACAGCUGCCACGUAAGCAUUUUACACAUGCUAACAACUGGCAUGUCUAUAUUGCGGAAGAGCAGAAAUGCAGAAACGUCUUUACCACAGUGGAGCAAAUACCCAGAAAAAAUGUCAAAAUGUUUUUUUCUCCACUCUUUGACAGUUAGCAAAAAAGGAAUGUUGGUGUCUUUAAAUUCUGUCCUUGCGAGACAAAUUGCUACUUGUUGAUGUCAGAACUGACCUCUUGUUGAAUAUAAAGAUAUUUUUGGGGGAAAUCAUAGCCAUGUUUUCGCUAAUAUUAGCUUCUGUAGGUGACUCGGUUAAUAAGACGCCAAGCCUUAUCAAUGAGGCUUGACAAACAAUGAACCCUUACAUUGUACACUCAAAUAAAAGGUUGAUAUUUACA
Molecule: messenger RNA, 4680 nt
Organism: Etheostoma cragini (Arkansas darter)
Lineage: Eukaryota; Metazoa; Chordata; Actinopteri; Perciformes; Percidae
Gene: waslb
Product: WASP like actin nucleation promoting factor b
Exons: 7
Coding region: 863-2338 (491 amino acids)
Biological process (GO): actin filament organization
Cellular component (GO): endoplasmic reticulum membrane; nucleus; cytoplasm
Molecular function (GO): actin binding; microtubule binding
Source: RefSeq, a predicted model, not a curated record